Molecule: messenger RNA, 4659 nt
Organism: Paramuricea clavata
Lineage: Eukaryota; Metazoa; Cnidaria; Anthozoa; Malacalcyonacea; Plexauridae
Source: the annotation of a GenBank genome assembly
UAGUACUUCAUAUAAGGUAUCUGGUUACUAAUAAAUAAAAAUUAAUAAAAUGGAUAUAAGUGGAAUAUUUCCUCCAAUUCCAACACCUUUUAAUAAAGAGGAAGAGAUUGAUUAUGUCAAAUUAAAAGAAAAUGUCCAGAAAUGGAAUGAGAUCCCAUUUAAAGGUAUGCAAGAAAGAGACAAGGCUGCAAGAGCAGUAUUUUCUUCAUAGUCAUAGGCAUACAAGAUAGGGGUGCAGGGGGUAACUGAUUAUUUCAUUGCAACCUCCUUACAGACCUUACAAAUUCGGGCAAACUUUCAAGUGCCCUUUUAAGUAACCCUGUCGGUUGCUUCAUUAAUAAUAUAUGUGCUACAGUGUACAUUCCAGAUGGGAUACGAGGAUUCCAAGUUUUGGUAUCCCCCCCUGAAAAUCUGGCAUCCCACUUCUGGAUACUGCUUACCAUAUUUCCAAAUUUUAGUGUCCUGUCAAUAUUGGGAUAUUACUGCAAAUUUCAGACCCUACUACGAACCCAGCAUGGAAAGGGAAGGUAGCCAAUAGCAUUUCUGCAUGCCAUAUAGGAUAUGUUGUGCAAGGAUCAAAUGGUGAGUUUGCUUAUAUGGAUCCUGAUGAAAGAGUUAAACUUGUGGAGAAGGUUCGAGAAUUUGCUCCAAAAGAAAAAUUAAUAAUUGCUGGUGCAGCAUGUGAAGGUAUUUGCCUUAUAAUAUAGUGUGCAUAUAUUUAUAUACUUAUUUCUAUUGAGACAUCAUUGCCACGCUGGCAUCUUCAUGGGACAGAAGUUCUAUCUAUAAGUUUCUUGCAUUUAUAUUUUUCAAUGUAGUUUUGUUCGCCUCAAAGUUGCCAAUUGGCCUUAUAUCACGUCACUGUCAGACAGUGAAUAUUUCAAUUUGACCCACAUGUGUCCCAUUACACACAGACUAUGUCGUAGUCUAGUCCCACAUUGCAUCGCACAUACCUAAUGUUCUAAUGGUUCAGUCAUUGAAGAUUGUGUGACGUAAGCACUUUUUGGGGUUAUAGAAAACUUGAAGAUUCCUUCAUUGCAUGAGACAGCUGUAGCACUGUAACUUUGAUGUAAAAGGAACUGUACUAUUUGCUCUACCUUUGUGAUACCAACAAAACACUUAUUUUCAAAUUAUAAUGUAACAUAUGUAUGCAACAUAUGUACACACAUGUGUACCUAUUUUUAUGCAAUGUGUUUAAAUUUCAUUUGGAAAUGAGUUAUACAGAUCAGUGGUCAGCACUAUUUGACGUUGUUUUGAAUGUCUAAAUUUGUGCUGUUUAAUAUUAUGAAUUUUUCCAGGUACAAACCAAACCAUAAAUAUGGCACAAAAGAUGGCAUCUGUAGGAGCGGACUCAGUUCUUGUUGCUACUCCGUGUUUUUAUAAGUCUGGUAUGACCAAAGAAGCUCUAGAAAUGCAUUAUAUUAAGGUAUAUGAACAGCUACACUAAAUUGUUUUGUAAGAAAUACCAGCGAUCACAUACAAUGUUCAAGUGUGCUCAAUUUGCAUUUACCAGGUGGCCGACUCCUGCCCAGUACCUGUGAUCCUAUACAGCGUUCCAGCUAAUACUGGUAUUGAUCUGCCUGAAGAAGUAAUCGUUAAUUUAUCAAAACAUCCAAAUAUCAUUGGACUAAAAGACAGUGGAGGAAAUGUAUGAUAACAUAUAAACUAGAAAGUGAAAUUGCAAAUUUUGAAGGAGGCGGAAAAAAACAACAUUUUAGACAUUUAGAGAACGUUAUUAUGUGGUCAUUGCAUCCGUUGUUUUAUUCAUACUGUUUACUAUUCUUGUGUCUAGAUCACAAAAAUUGGAAGUGUCAUUCACCGAACUUUGAAAGGAAGAUUUCAAGUCUUGGCUGGUUCUGCUUCCUUCCUCUAUGCAUCGCUUAGUCUAGGUAAUGAACGUCGCUGUAGAACAGCAUGCAAAGUCGUGCACAUCAAAUUUUCAUGGGGGCAAAAAGUGACAAUUCUUCCUUCCCAAGGAGCAUUGUUCCAAAGCUAGUCAUGCCGGCUUUUGGACGAGGAAAAUUUCGUGUGUACGGCCGCAAUCGUAGCCUAGCCCUUACACUCCGUUUUUUUUUAAUGAACAAUAUUUAGGGGCUGUUGGUGGAGUGUGCGCAUUGGCCAAUGUUUUGGGCAGAGAAGUUUGUAAGUUGGCUGAGUUGCAUAAGAUGGGUGAGCAUGAAAAAGCCAAAGAACUGCAACAUCAACUUAUCUUGCCAAAUACUGCUGUAAGUUAUAACAAAUGGAUAGCUUUUAAUUUUUUUAUGUGAGAUCCGAAAAUGAGAUCUGGAGUGGAUUCAUAUCGAAUCCUAAGAAGACGAUUGUACCUUUAAGAGAGUGCACGAGAGAUACGUCUUGGUCAAACGAGGAUAUUUAAGCGAGAGUUUGCAUGAGAUUCUCUCUCAUAACUCCUGUCCUCGUUUGAUCGGAGUUGUUGACUGAUAAUUACCACGCGUAGCAAAAAUUCUCAUCAAAAUUUGAACCAACCCAAAGUUGAUGAGACGACAUGGGAGUCGAUGACAGUUACCGGUCGGGUCAAACAGGGGCGACAGUCGCAGCUCUCUCAUCCUCGACCUCGUUUAGACCGAUAUUCACACUACACAACUUUUUCCUAAAACUGUCGCAUGCAACCUGUUUACAACACGAGUUGUACUGCGUGUAUCAAGCACAUAACUCACCUACGACAACGCAAGCUACAAGUUUCUCAAUAACAUCGUGUUAACAACUUAUUGAAUUGCAGGACAAUUACAAGUAGUUGUAACAUCUUGUAACAAGUUUGUUUGGUUACUAACCUUGCGUCUGGUACGCGUCUGUAAGAAGUUGCUAUCAAGCUAGCUGGUGACAUGUAUGGCUAAUAUGAGAGCCGUUGGAAAGAUGUUUGCUGCAGGACUAACAUGUCAUUUGCACUCUCUUUAUACUCAUUGUCAAAUCUUCUCAAUGUAGGUGACAGCGAGACACGGAAUUGCAGGUCUUAAGACGGCUAUGGAAAUGUUUGGAUAUUACGGAGGACCUACUAGAUCACCAUUAUUACCACUCAAACAAGACCAGAUUGACGAUGUCAAGCACAUUUUUGAACCAUUCUUGUGAGAGACAAUAUUACAGGUGUAUGAAAUCGUAUCACUCCAUCUAGCUUGAGUUGUGGACGUACUUUGCAAUAUAAAUUUAGUUAGAUCCUUCAAACAGACUGCUCAAACAGAGUUUAUUCAAAAUGUUUCCUCCAAAAUUAUUCAUCAUUGUUGGACACUUGUGUGAAAAUCAAUGCUCAGCAUAAGAGCCCAUUUUCCACUAGGCGAAUUUGUUCGCGCGAAGCGAAAAACAAAUCUUGGCAAUGACCAAUGUGAUUGGUCAGUGAAAAAAUUUGCCGCGAAAAAGUUGGACAGUUCCUACUUUUUUACUGUUCGCGCGAACAAAUUCGUCUAGUGGAAAAUGAGCUUAAAGUACGUAAAAGAAUCAUCACAAAAUGAAAUUUUUAAAAGAUUUACAACAUUCGGUCCGCCUUGGUUGAUCGAUGCCUCGCACCCAAUACUCGUGAUGGUAAUACAGAAAUUCAGUUAAUUCACCCAAACAAAAAUCACACUUUAGAUACCAGUACGUCUUAUUUAGUAUAUUCUAUGUCACUAUGGUACAAAGGAAUGGAAUCUAGCAUACUACGUACAUAAUUUGUGAACUUCACGCAAUGCAAGCCUGGACCAGUUAACAAUAAUAGAACAUUAAUAAGAAACAAAAUAUACAUAAUUUAUACAACUAUGAAUUGUGACAUAUGAAAACACGAGAUUGGGGUUUAGUUAGGUAUGCGUUUACACACGAUGGGUCGGGCAUAAUACGAGAUUUAUGUGAAAUCGUCAACUUUUAGCUGGGAUUCAUUCAGUUCUCAAAUUAAAAUACCAUGACAGAUCGUGAAGUAAACGUUGCCGAACAGCAUGUGAAACCUUUCACCACCAGGGUUGAGUUCACUCCAGGUGUUUCAUGUGUCAUGUCCUCCCAUUUUUAUAUCAAUACUCAAUAAUCCAUUUUACUCGUCGAAGAAAACUUGGGCCAACGAGCUGGGAGGGUUUACCAAUUGGGGGCAAUCAGUAUUAAUGCGCUGGUAAAUGUAAAUUCCUGCCCCCCCCCCCCCCUCCGAAAAAUGGCGGGGAACAACGGGAAAAAAUUACUCCUUUCAACGACGGCGAAAUUCUUCGCGAGAAAAAGCACCCGUGAAAAUCAGGCCUUCAAGCGUGCUUUCCACAAGUUCAGUGACGUUAGGCCCCGCCAUUUUCCAGGUUGGGCGAACUUGUGGUGAUCAACCAUGACACACACUGACCCCCACCCUUUCCCGUGAUCCAUACUUAAAAUAUAAAAUAUUUGCUAACUCGUGUUAAUUAUUCACUAUUGAGUAUGACGUAUGAACAGUAUAUAUAUAUAUAGUGUGAACAAGUCCAGUUUACAGAUUAAAAAACAUUCCAACUCGAAACCAGAACUUGUUGCGAUUCCAAAAAAGAAGUGCUACACGUAUUUUUUUUCUGUCAUGUUUUAUCAUGGCCGCUAAAAGUAAGAUUUGGAGUUGAUCCAAAGAAUUAUUUGUAGUUCGAUGUUUGGCAUGAUUUUGUUUCGUGAAAACAAUGUCAGGACCAUUUAACUUGUUAAUAACCAUCGACUACUUGACAUCCUAGCGACCUAGAU